UUGCAAAAAUCCCUGUGCUCAUCUUUGCUAUCCAUUUGCAGUCCCCUGGCCUUCGGUGGCAGUCCGAGGCGCUCCCGGGCUCAGGACGUCAUGGCAAAGCCCAGGAAUCUCAGGGGCCUGGGGAUGUGCAUUACUGCAGCACUGGCGUCCUUCCUUGCAGGCUUUGUAAUGGGCUGGUUUGUUAAGUCUCUUAAAGAAACAACUUCUUCAGCUGGUUAUCAUCAAAGUAUGCAGUGGAAACUCUUAUCUGAAAUGAAAGCUGAAAACAUUAGAUCGUUUCUUCGUUCCUUUACAAAACUUCCUCAUCUGGCAGGAACGGAACAAAAUUUACAGCUUGCCAAGAAAAUCCAAACACAGUGGAAGAAAUUUGGAUUAGAUUCAGCCAACUUGGUUCAUUAUGAUGUUCUCUUAUCUUAUCCAAAUGAGACAAAUGCAAACUAUGUAUCAAUUGUGGAUGAACACGGAGUUGAGAUUUUUAAAACAUCAUACCUUGAACCACCCCCAGAUGGAUAUGAGAAUGUUACAAACAUCGUACCACCAUAUAAUGCAUUUUCAGCCCCUGGCAUGCCAGAGGGAGAGCUUGUGUAUGUGAACUACGCUCGUACUGAAGACUUCUUCAAACUAGAAAGAGAGAUGAACAUCACCUGCACUGGGAAGAUUGUUAUUGCAAGAUAUGGGAAAAUCUUUAGAGGAAAUAAAGUUAAAAAUGCCAUGCUAGCUGGAGCCUUGGGAAUCAUCCUGUACUCUGAUCCAGCUGACUACUUCGCCCCUGAGGUGCAGCCAUAUCCCAAAGGAUGGAACCUUCCUGGAGAUGCCGCCCAGAGAGGAAAUGUCUUAAAUCUGAAUGGGGCCGGUGACCCCCUCACUCCAGGCUAUCCAGCUAAAGAGUACACCUUCAGACUUCAUGUUGAGGAAGGAGUGGGGAUUCCGAACAUUCCCGUACAUCCGAUUGGAUAUAAAGAUGCAGAGAUACUAUUACGCAACUUGGGAGGAACUGCUCCACCAGACAAAAGCUGGAAGGGAACACUAAAUGUUAGUUACAAUAUUGGGCCUGGAUUUACAGGAAGUGAAUAUUCCAGGAAAGUUAAAAUGCAUGUUAAUAACAUAAACAAAAUCACAAGAAUUUACAAUGUAAUUGGAACUAUCAGAGGGUCUAUAGAACCUGAUAGGUAUGUCAUUUUGGGAGGUCAUCGUGACUCCUGGGUGUUUGGAGGGAUUGACCCAACCACUGGGACAGCAGUUUUACAAGAGAUUGCGCAAAGUUUUGGAAAACUGCUGAAUGGAGGCUGGAGACCUAGGAGAACCAUCAUCUUUGCCAGCUGGGAUGCAGAGGAGUUUGGACUGCUGGGUUCAACGGAGUGGGCUGAAGAGAAUGCAAAGAUCCUACAGGAGAGAAGCGUUGCUUAUAUCAACUCAGAUUCAUCUAUAGAAGGCAAUUACACUCUCCGAGUUGACUGUACUCCUCUUCUUUACCAACUGGUCUAUAAAGUGGCAAGAGAGAUCUCCAGCCCUGAUGAUGGUUUUGAAAGUCAAUCACUUUAUGAAAGCUGGCUGCAGAAAGACCCUUCACCAGAGAAUAAGGAUUGUCCUAGAAUCAAUAAGCUGGGAUCUGGAAGUGAUUUUGAAGCUUAUUUUCAGAGACUUGGAAUAGCUUCAGGAAGAGCUCGCUACACUAAAAACAGGAAAACAGACAAAUACAGUAGCUAUCCUGUAUACCAUACCAUCUACGAGACCUUUGAAUUGGUAGAGAACUUUUAUGACCCCACAUUUAAAAAACAGCUUUCUGUUGCUCAGCUAAGAGGAGCAUUGGUAUAUGAGCUUGCAGACUCUGUACUCAUUCCUUUCAACAUUCAAGACUAUGCAAAAGCCUUGGAAAGCUACACAGCAAGUAUCUUCAAUUUAUCCAAGAAACAUGACCAGCAACUGACAGACCAUGGAGUCUCAUUUGAUCCGUUAUUUUCUGCUGUGAAAAACUUUUCAGAGGCUGCUUCAGACUUUCAUAGAAGACUUAUGCAAGUUGAUCUUACUAAUCCUAUUGAAGUGAGAAUUAUGAAUGACCAACUGAUGCUGCUUGAAAGAGCAUUCAUAGAUCCUCUUGGUUUACCUGGGAGGCAGUUCUACAGGCACAUCAUCUUUGCUCCAAGUAGCCACAACAAAUAUGCUGGAGAAUCAUUCCCUGGGAUUUAUGAUGCCAUGUUUGAUAUUGAAAAUAGAGCAGACCCUCACUUGGCCUGGGCAGAAGUGAAGAAACAUAUUUCUAUUGCAGCUUUCACAAUUCAAGCAGCAGCAGGGACACUGACAGAUGAGUUAUAGAAAUGUUUCUGUCAAACAGCUUCAUCACUAAAACACUGAGUGAAACUGUUGGAGGCAGGGUCUUGAUCAAAUGGAUUCCCUGCUAAAGGUGCUGAAGCAGAAGACAAAAAUGUGUCUUUCUCUUUGAUGAUUCACCAAGCUGGACUAUUCUAAAACCACGAUUGUCAUGUCAUGUUUUGUACUUCUACCUUUUUUUAACUUUCAUGCACAUUCAGUGAAAGUGAAACAGGAAGCAAUCCAAUGUUCAUGGCCAGAUGCUUAGAUUCACUGUGGCACAUACAGUGGGAUAUGGCUGAAAAUGAAAAAAACAAACAAACAAAACAAAACAAAAAAACAAAUCUGCCUAACACCCACUGUUAUUGGCAAAUACUACCCAGUAAAGAGCUGGGCAUCAAUGAGUCCACAGGCAAAAAUAAUGCACAUUAUUUAUCUCUUUCAGAGGAGGUUUCAAGCAAGUCUUUCACUUGCUUGGUUGGUCACACCAAGGUACUUUUGUUACUUGUAGCUAUUGUGAAGGGAGUUGUUUGAGCCUGUUUGUCUUUUAUAUACAGGAGGGCUUCUGAUUUGAGUUAAUUUUUGGGGUCACUCAUAUAUACUAUCAUAUCAUCUGCGAAUUUUCCUUCCUGAUUUGUAUUCCCUUGAUUUCCUUUAGUUGUCUGAUUGCUCUAGCUAGGACUUCAAGUACUAUAUUGAUGAGAUAUGGAGAGUGGGCAGCCUUGCCUUUUCCCUGAUUUCAGUGGGAUUUACAUUUCUCUCAGUUUAGUUUGAUGUUGGCUAUGGGAUUGCUGUAUAUUGCCUUUACUAUGUUUAGCUAUGUGCCUUGUAUCCCUGACCUCUCCAGGACUUUAAACCUGAAUGGGUGAUGGAUUUUAUCAAAUGCUUUUUCAGCAUCUAAGGAGAUGAUCAUGUUUUUUUGUUUUUUUUUCAAUUUGUUUAUAUGGUGGACUGUAUUGAUGGAUUUCCGUAUAGUGAACCACUGUUGCAUGCCUGAGAUGAAGCCUAUUUGGUCAUGGUGGAUAUUUGGAUUCAGUUUGCGAGUAUGUUAUUGAGUAUUUUUGCAUCAAUGUUUGUAAGAGAUAUUGGUCUGAACAAGGACAUUUGCUCAACUAUGUUCAUAGCAGCUUUAUUUGUAAUAGCCAGAAUCUCGAAACAACCCAGAUGUCCCUCAACAUCUAGAAAUGAAUAUAGAAAUUGUGGUACAUUUACACAAUGGAAUACUAAGCAACUGAAAACAAAGAAAUCAUGAAAUUGGCAGGCAAUUAGAAAUUGGAUGGAAUUAGAAAAGAUCAUCCUGAGUGAGAUAACCCAGAUGCAGAAAGACACACAUGGUAUAUACUCAGUUAAAAGUGGAUAUUAGCCAUAUAAUAGGAUGAACAUACUAAAAUCUAUAGUCCUAAAGAUGCUAAACAAGGAGGACCCUAGGAAAAUACUUGUCACUCUGAAGGGCAAACAGGAUAGACAUCAGAAGUGGGAGAAGACAGGGACCUGGAC
Molecule: messenger RNA, 3804 nt
Organism: Psammomys obesus (fat sand rat)
Lineage: Eukaryota; Metazoa; Chordata; Mammalia; Rodentia; Muridae
Gene: Naalad2
Product: N-acetylated alpha-linked acidic dipeptidase 2
Exons: 19
Coding region: 91-2313 (740 amino acids)
Molecular function (GO): carboxypeptidase activity
Source: RefSeq, a predicted model, not a curated record